Messenger RNA from Hyalella azteca, 2045 nucleotides. Its product is annotated as gastric triacylglycerol lipase. Bases 166 to 1389 code for a protein of 407 amino acids. The transcript has 9 exons. The record is from RefSeq and is a predicted model, not a curated record. Gene Ontology annotation, molecular function: hydrolase activity, acting on ester bonds. NCBI's taxonomy places the organism in Eukaryota, Metazoa, Arthropoda, Malacostraca, Amphipoda, Hyalellidae. Gene Ontology annotation, biological process: lipid metabolic process.
UUAUGGGUGGUCUUGAUCUCGCUUACCAUUAAUUUUGUUAAACCCCAAGCUAUCUUAACAAAUUUAAAUGAACCGAUCGAUUAUGAAGGGUUUACUGCCGACUUACUUGAUUAUCUAAAAAUAAAUCGAGACAACGUCACGUCUUCUAACAUCGUCGACCAAAUCAUGGAGGCCGCUACUCUCAGAAACGUCACUCUCAACGAUGUUCUGGAAAUUAGAGAACAACACACUAUCCAAAAAUCAGACUUCAUGCGUACCAUUCCGAAGGAACAAGUGCCUCUGCCAACGCCAUAUGCGAUAUUGGAGGCAGGGUAUCCGUUUCAAGAGUUCCAAGUGACCACGUCUGACGGGUACAUACUUUCCCUCCACCGCAUCCCUGGGCUCAAGGGAUCAUCCCCAACCACGUAUGGACCGCCCGUGCUACUCAUGCAUGGACUCGCCAUGGCCUCUACUUCUUUCCUCGCACUUGGACCUAGCAAUAGUUUAGGUUACAUCUUGGCCGAUGCAGGCUACGACGUGUGGCUUGGCAACUUUCGAGGCAACACUUUCAGCCGCAAACAUACAAGUCUUAAUCCAGACUCUGACCAAAGCUUCUGGCACUUCAGUCAGGACGAAAUGGCUUCACAAGACAUACCAUCGAUGAUUGACUUCAUUUAUACGAAAAACCCGGUAAAAUUAAUAUACAUAGGAUAUUCUCAAGGAGGAAGAACCGGUCUCAUGGCUGCCACGAAUUCGGCCGUUUGUGAUAAGCUCAAACUCAUGAUCGUCCUCGCUAGUACCGGAGCUCGCACCCUAACAGAUGCCGCUGCAGGGAGAGCCCUCGUGUUGUCAAGGAUUUGGACGCUCCUUGAAUUCAUCGGAAAGCCAGAAAUCAUGUCUCGUAACUUGGGCAUCGCGCCAGUGUUGGGCCUCAUAUGCAAAAGAAAAUCUUUACUGAGUGACGUGUGUGCCUUGCUUGUGUCCAAAUACUUCGGGACGCGACUCAAGGGAGAUGAUCUCUACACAUACAGACAGGAUCACUUACCGCUGAUAUUUGCAAAUCUUUUGGAUGGGUCGUCAGCUCGCCAGUUUUCCCAUCAAGAGCAAUUAACACGCGGUGUGUUGAGAAAAUUUGAUUUCGGAAUUUUCGGAAACCCUUCCCGGUACGGGUCCAAGGAGGCUCCUGUGUACGACUUAACCACCGUUCAGUGUCCAGUUGCUAUAUAUUGGGCUGACAACGAUCCAAGAACUCCAAAAACUGACGUCGAUCGAAUUGCAGCAGAGAUUCCCAACGUCGUGGCGACAACGCAAGUUGAGAGAUAUUAUUUCAAUCACAUCGAUUUUAUCUUUGCUGAUCUCGCGAAAAGUCUUGUGUAUGAUUCCAUCGUUCAACUAAUGAGUCAAUACUAAUAAAAAUUUUGGUCAACGCUAACGCACCUGAUAAUGAAUAUUACAAUCUGGCAUUAGUUGUUAGAUGAAACUUUAGUGGAAUAACAGGGAUUUGUUUUCUACGCUAAUAAAUCAUUUUGCGUGCAAUGAGUUUGCACAGAUGUUGUUUUGGUUUAUUGCGUUGACUUAUUUAGUAGAUAUAUUGAGAGCUAUUUCACGCGACUCUCGUGCAAUAAGCGGAAUCUCGACCACUUUACGUCGUUAUUGCACGAUCGUCACUGGCUGCGCAUGCAGCAGCGCACGCAGUUCAAGGUCGCUGUUCUGACGUUCCGAUGCCUUCACGGUCUGGCAUCUCCUUUACUCCCAAGAUAUCACCAGCGCGUUUCUGAUCUGUCUAUUAGAAGGCGAUUGCGCUCGUCAUCAACAGAGAACCUCGUCGUACCAUCUACACGUCCAUCCACCGUAGGCGACAGAGCGUUCCCUGCCGCCGGCAGAAACAAUCUGCUGGCUUCUGUGACAUCGGCUCCUCUGUUGCAGGUGUUUCGUCGACGCCGAAAGCAGGAACUUUUUCGUAGAGCAUAUGAAUCAAGUGCCUAAUCAUUUAUAUCCGUUCUCAUCUUUUCCCGUGUCUAUUUAUUAUUCGCAUGCUAUUUUAAUUCUGUGUAACUUGCCCUCGA